This is a messenger RNA of Diachasmimorpha longicaudata, 3802 nucleotides long. RefSeq names its product WD repeat-containing protein 47. The transcript is spliced from 6 exons. Lineage: Eukaryota; Metazoa; Arthropoda; Insecta; Hymenoptera; Braconidae. The record is from RefSeq and is a predicted model, not a curated record. Bases 1385 to 3268 code for a protein of 627 amino acids. Gene Ontology annotation, molecular function: protein binding.
UUGAAAUUACCAUCGAAAAGUACAUCGCAUGUAGGCGGUUUACACAUGUCAUCGAAGAAUGUGUACUUCCUCAAUGAAGCGACUUUUGUCAGUAUUUUUUCUGACGGUUUAUUUAUCCAGUGUGAUUCACAACGGCGAUAACAAUUAUCCCCCCAGUAUCUAGUCUACACUGCGUAUGUUCAGUGUUCAUUAAGCAAAUGCGUUAACGCAUCCUUGGGAAACGAAAUUAUGACAAGGCAAUUUAUACCGGUGUAUCAUCUUCCCGUAAUCCAAAUCUUUUCUCGUGUCUCACGAACGAUGUAUACAAAAAUUCACUCUCUGUCGACGUACAUUUUCAAGGUGAACUGCAAUCGACAUGCAUCUUCCGUAGGCGUCAAACCAACCAAUUGCACCAGUGGUAAUCUGACACUGACAGAUUUGUGUCACCAGCGUGGAGAAAAAAAUAUUAAAUAAAAAUUGCGUAAAUUCACGUGGUGAUAUGUGAUUGUGCAAAAUUAACACCGGUAGAUAAUGUUGAUGUCUGGGAAUCGACACUUCGUUGAUCAAGUAGGAAUCUCUUAGUGAUUAUUUACUCUGGGGUGGAUGUUAAAUAACAAAUGAUGUUCAUUUGAAAUAUAUUGAUGAUCGUCUGUGGAUCCGGAAUUUUAGCACAAGCAAUGACGAAGAAAUUCAUAUGGAGAUGGCAAAUGUGCAGAGAUAUUCAAGCAUUGACCCUAGGAUACUUGAGUUCCAGCAGUGAAUGUACAUUUGAGUGGAUCUGGCAGCAUUCCACGCUACCUUGAGUCACGAAGCUAUAAACUUUUAUGUUCUUUUCCUUGACUUGCACGUGCAAGUUCAUGUCUCCCAUGAUGAGCCGUUAUAUUGGCCGUCUGGUCCCUAAGUAGGUUGUUCACAAGGGCCCACAACAAAUUUUCGAUUUUGUUCGAAGGGCUCUUGGAUGCCCCCCCAAUUGGAUGACAGGCUGAUGACAAAAAUUACUGGGGAUUACGGAGGCUAUUACAUGAUUACAACGUCAUCAAUUGCACUCGUGGACUGGGAGUAUCGAUUAACUAAUGAACAACUGACGAAAAGUGAUGACACCAUGAACAAUUGUUUAUAGGAAUUGUGCUAAUUAUAUUUUCCCAGCAUAAUCCUCCACGUGAGUUUGCCCUAAUAAGGUGAGUCGCUCUCAGCGCGAAAAAACCUCGAGAAAUUGAUAUUGGAGGGGGAAGUUGAGACACGCGGGGGACCUCUUUGACGCCCCUGUGUUGUUUCCCCACACUCCAGUAAGCCGUCGGACGUGUGUUGGGACGCAUUCAAUUUUUCAAUGAAUUCAGUCUGACAGAAGUUGAAAACAGUCCAAUUGUCCAGAAGAAUAAAAUCACGCAGGACACCGAGAGUCAAGAUGUCCCAUCAGCAGGCAGCAAUUCGUCGAUUGGAGGCCUUGUUCAGGGACGUUAAGCUUCAAGAUGACACUUGCGAGGUGAGAAUUGACCGAAAAAUCGAUCGCUGCUGCCAUAUACAUGGUAAACACUUCAAGGAGAAUUGCACAAAUCGCCGGAGCUCGGUGAAUACGACGUCCCCAGGAAGAGACAAUUUAAAUUUUCUCGGAAGACGCAGUUCACUUGGUGUAACAUCCACCAUGAAAAAGGAAAUUCAUCCCUCAUUAUUUCCAAGUACUCUCCGAAGAGAUCCGUUGACAGCCUCCAUGGGCACCAUAAAUCAUGCACGAAAGGAUUCCCAUAGUCCUUUGAAGAAAAAUCCAAUGGGUAGUUCUAUGGGUUGCCUCAAGAAAGAUAACUUUGGCAGCUUUAGUUCAUCCCUUCGACGAGAUUACGUCGCCAAAUCGAUGACAAGUUUGCAACGUCCACCAAUGCAAAAGGACUCAGUAGACGGUGGAAAUCGUUGUCUCGAUAACUCGGUGAGCCAGAAAAUCCAUGGAAAUCAGGAUUUACUGGGGAGUGUAUCAACUGGAAAUUUGAAGAGUUGUAUAUCCGGUGCCAAUAGAAAUGCGCGGGGAAAUCUCAGUGUUAAAUUGAGCAGUGAUGCCCUUCACCGAUCUGAUGAUAAUUUUAAGAAGAAUCAGAGUGGGAGUUUGUAUGGACAAGGGUCCAGUGAUAGGAGGAGAUAUUCGACAGAUUCUCUUGAUGGAUUUAAAAGACACUCUUGGGACACUGGACGCAGGGGAUCCUCUGGGUCAUCUGGGGGAUGGGAUGAUCCCAUUUGGGAGGAAAGUGACAAGCCCGAGCCGAAGCCAGAUGUAGAUGUAACUAAUGGCAGCAGCGGAAGUAAUGGAAGACCUCGAUUCGUUCCUGUAACAGCACUAGAGGAUGUUCAAGCAGUCAGGUGUGCAGAAUUUCAUCCACAUGGAAAAUUAUAUGCCGUUGGAUCGAAUUCAAAAACACUCAGAAUAUGUGCUUACCCGAAACUCCACGAUGUUCGGGAGGAUCAUGAGACCUAUCAGCCGACAGUUCUAUUCAAGAGGACGAAGCACCACAAAGGAUCGAUUUACUGUCUUGCUUGGACACCGGAUGGUCAACUGAUGGCCACCGGAAGUAAUGAUAAGACGGUUAAACUCAUGCGUUUCAAUGCAGACACCUCCAAUCUCGAAGGUCAAGAGGUGGAGUUGACGAUGCACGAUGGUACAGUACGUGAUCUAUGCUUCCUAGAGGACACAUCGAAUAAAUCGAGUUUACUCAUAAGUGGUGGAGCUGGGGAUUGUAAGAUAUACGUGACAGAUUGUGCAACUGGAACACCUUUUCAAGCACUCAGUGGACACAGUGGUCACGUAUUGACACUUUACAAUUGGGGUGGAGCUAUGUUUGUAUCUGGAUCGCAGGAUAAAACAGUCAGGUUUUGGGAUCUUCGUACCCGGGGCUGCGUCAAUAUGGUUACACCCGCGACGGUGCCUGGCAGUAGAGUGGGGAGCCCGGUGGCAGCAAUUUGUGUUGAUCCAUCCGGCAGACUUCUUGUUUCUGGCCACGAAGACAGCAGUUGUGUUUUAUUCGAUAUUCGCGGUGGUAGGACUGUUCAAUGUUUUAAACCUCAUGCCGCUGACAUCAGGAGCAUUCGAUUUUCACCGUCUGCUUAUUAUUUGCUGACUGCAGGCUAUGAUAACAAACUCGUCCUCACCGAUCUUCAACGGGAUUUGACAAUGCCAUUGCCAAGUGUCGUCGUGGCGCAACAUCAGGAUAAAGUCAUCUCUGGGCGAUGGCAUCCCACAGAGUUCUCUUUCCUCAGUACGUCAGCAGACAAAACAGCAACGCUUUGGGCAUUACCUCCAGUUUAAAUUUGUUUUUAUAUGCAACAGAAUUAUCGAGUUCUGUUUAAUUGAUUUCGCACAAUCGACCAUGACCAACAAUUCUUUACUCUUAUUAUUAUGCUCUUUGAAUACUCUACGUCAUUUAAAAAUUGUUAUUAUUAACAAUGUCAAUUAUUAUUAAGAUGAAUCCAAACUUGGUCAUACUCUUUUCCUUCUUUAACAUUAUAACAAAAGACUGGGCUGUCGUAUGAGUAGCAGGAAGUAAAUUAUUGAUGUCAUUUAGAUAUCCACGGGUCCAUUUCUCCUCUACAAGAGUAUGUUUUUUUUUUAUCUGUUCUAGUUUUAUUGGCUUCGUUAUUGUCGCAGGAUAAGAUAUCCAGCUUGCGAUGUAAAUAAAUUUAAUGAGAUUAGACCCGUUUAUUAAACCUAGAAAUCUUCAUGUACAGUUAUAUUUUGUUCUUUAUCCUAGAGGAACGUAUACAUGAUUAUUCAUAUGUUCAAUCGGGAGAUUUGUUUAAUUUAUAUGAUCUAAUUCGACUAUCGAAUAAAUGUGUCACCCAA